Messenger RNA from Megalops cyprinoides (Indo-Pacific tarpon), 1606 nucleotides. It is a transcript of the gene rsl1d1, whose product is annotated as ribosomal L1 domain containing 1. The record is from RefSeq and is a predicted model, not a curated record. The coding region runs from base 17 to 1234 and encodes 405 amino acids. Lineage: Eukaryota; Metazoa; Chordata; Actinopteri; Elopiformes; Megalopidae. The transcript has 9 exons. Gene Ontology annotation, cellular component: 90S preribosome.
CUCAAAUCCCGGCAUUAUGCACGUGGACGACAUGGCGGAGGAGCAGUCAAUGUUGGACCGAGCACAGGUGAAGAAGGCGGUGCAGGCCUUGCAGGCUUACCUCAAGAGCACCUCCACGUCGGAGUCUCUGCUGCUGAACGAGAGCCAGCACAUCUCGCUGCUCCUCACGUUUUGGAAGAUCCCCAAGCAAGAGCAGACCAUUCGCAUCCCUUUGCCACAUGGCAUACGCUCAGACACAGGAGAGGUUUGCCUCUUCACCAAGGAUGAGCCCAGUAUGACACCAGACCAGACUGAGAGGUUCUACAAGAAACUACUGACAGAGAAGGGAGUCAAGGGUGUUACAGAGAUAAUGCCCCUCAAAGUGCUGAAGACUGAAUACAAGCCCUAUGAAGCCAAGCGGAGGCUGCUGGGGAACUUUGACCUCUUCUUAGCAGAUGCUCGCAUUUACCGCCUUCUGCCCUCUCACAUUGGGAAACACUUCUACGAAAGCAAAAAGGUUCCUCUCUCUGUGAACCUGCAGAGCAAACAGUUGGCACGUGACCUGGAACGCGUGAUCCAGGGCUCCACUCUCCGCAUCAACAAGAAGGGUAGCUGCUGCAUGGCUUGUGUGGCUCAUUCUGGGAUGACCGUUGAUGAGGUGGUGGAGAACAUCAUGGAUGCAGUCAGCACCAUUACAUCUAAACUGCCCAUGAAAGGAAACGACAUCAAAAUCAUCCAUCUGAAAAGCCAGACCUCUGUGGCUCUGCCCAUCUAUACUUCGGACCUGAAUCACCUGGCCCUGCUGGAGGAAGCGAAGCCGAAGACCGCCUCUUCUAAGAAAGUGACAGACAAAAAGAAGGCUAAAACAGGAGGGAAGCCUGUUCAGAAGGAUGCUGGACAAGAGGAUACACUUCAGGAAGAAGAAGAAAUCCCACAGCUGGUUCCCAUUGUGUCUCCAAACAAAAAGGCCAAACGAGAGAAUCUGUGCAAGGAGGGACUUGAAGAAGCACCCAGGCCUGCAGGAGUAAAAGGAAGGAAAGGCCAGAGGCCCACGGGACCUCCAUCAGAAACCCCCAGUAAAACAGGAACAUCAAGCAAGAAGGCACCAAAUGGUGGUGUAGCAAAGGAGGGACUGAAGCUGAAGACCCCCAGCAAGGGCAAAGGGACUCCUGGCAAAGUCCAAUUGACCAAAUCUGCAAAGGCACAAAAAACCCCUGCAGGGAAGCGGAAAAGAAAAGUGCCCCAGUCAUGUUAGUUUCCACACUGGCAACUAACUACUUCACCUUCAUCAGACUUGAAGGCUACACACAAACAUCUGUCGAAUUAAAUGGACUUCUCUUUCACACUGGUACUGGUUUUCUUCCAUUAUGAAAAUCAUGACAGAAUAUUCUGUAAGAGACUUGUAUAUAAAUGCUAGAUCAACAGCCUGAUAUGUAUGCUUUCAAAAUUGAAGAUGGCACCUGGAACAUAGAUUUUAAUAUAAUUUGAGUCUCCAUACAUGUGCCUAGAUGGUAUUAGGGCUCUUCUACAGUAGCCCCACAGUUUUAUAGGGAGUACAUAAUGGUCUUGUGUAUCCAUUUUUUAUCAAUUCAUGACAGACACAUUCUUUGCCCAUGGUUAUGUUUGU